AUGUCGCUCACCGCCGACCUCCCCCACACACCAAUCGCCACCGACCCCUCCCUGACCUUCCAACUCCUCUCAACCGCCCACUUCGCCGCCGUCGCGCACUCCCAACAACGUCGCAAAUCGCCCUCCUCACCCGCCUACGUCCAACAUCCCCUCCACGUGGCGGCGCUUCUUGCCUCCCCUGCGUCGAGUCUGCAUCCCAAUCCGCCCAUCGAGGUGUUGCAGGCGGCGAUGUUGCAUGAUGUGAUUGAGGAUACGGAGACGACGGUUCAGGAACUGAGAGAGCGGUUCGGGGAUGUCGUGACGAAUAUUGUGCUCGAGUGCUCGGACGACAAGUCGCUGAGCAAGGAGGCGCGGAAACAGGCGCAGAUCGACCACUCGCCUCACAAGUCGGACGAAGCGAAGCACGUCAAGCUCGCCGACAAGCUCUCGAACUUGACGGACUUGAUGAGCGCGAAGGGGCGGCCAGCAGGGUGGUCGGUCCAGCGGAUACAGGAGUACUUCGUCUGGUCAAAACGGGUGACGGACAGUUGCAAGCACGUCAACCCCGGCUUAGGGGAGAAGCUCGACGAGAUCUACCGGAACGGGACGUUCGAGCUUGGCGGCAAGACGUACAAGUGCCAUCCGGAGUGCGAAUGA
Molecule: messenger RNA, 636 nt
Organism: Rhodotorula toruloides NP11
Lineage: Eukaryota; Fungi; Basidiomycota; Microbotryomycetes; Sporidiobolales; Sporidiobolaceae
Product: HD domain containing protein
Exons: 5
Coding region: 1-636 (211 amino acids)
Molecular function (GO): guanosine-3',5'-bis(diphosphate) 3'-diphosphatase activity
Source: RefSeq, a predicted model, not a curated record